GCCAAGACCUCACUCCUUUGUCAUGGCCCGCCCUGCACUCUGUCAUGUAUAUAAGCAUCUCUUAUCAAUACCAGUCCUUGCUCGCUCUCUUCAGUACCUUCAGUGUGACCACCUUGAUCAGGCGUACCUGCCUUCACUUACAAUUCCCCUGAAUCUCCUCCGUGGCCUCUUAGACUUGUUCUUUGCCGUUAUGCUGUCUCAUCCUUGUCUUUGGGGAGUAAACGCUUGGCGAACUCAG
Molecule: messenger RNA, 238 nt
Organism: Lasiosphaeria miniovina
Lineage: Eukaryota; Fungi; Ascomycota; Sordariomycetes; Sordariales; Lasiosphaeriaceae
Exons: 2
Source: RefSeq, a predicted model, not a curated record